GAAGCCCGAGCGAGGCAGAGAGGAGCCCGAACCAGGAGAGGAGAGAUGGAUAAUGGGGGAGGGACUGGAGCAAGAGCGCUGCUUAUUGGUAGGCUCUGGUCCUGGCACUGGAUGGAUUGACUUAGCACGGGUCGUAUUACACCAUUUGCCGUGCAUUAGUUUGUUUUGUUUUUUUCUUCCUCCUCCUCCCAUGCCAGGAGAAGUUGAUUCACUACGACGAGCCAGAUCCAAUAUUUGGAAUUACAGCGACGCGUAAAAGGAUACAAAACAAUCCGUGCAGAUGAGGUAACAUCCCCCGGCAGUGUGAAACAGGAAGUGUCGUCCGUGAGCAGCCAUGGGCCAGAGAGCCGCGCUUCUGCUCGCUGAGCUUCUGCUGCUGUUGCUCACAGCCUCUCGCACUCUCCUCGCCGCCAGCUUCCCGGAGGACGUCGCGCCCCUCGACGUGGUCGACGCACACUUUUCGCGGAGGUAUCCUGUGUUCAGAGGCAGGCCCUCUGGCAACGAGUCCCAGCACCGCCUCGACUUUCAGCUGAUGACGAGGAUACAGGACACCCUGUUCAUCGCGGGCAGAGAUCAGGUGUACCUAGUCAGUCUGAGAGAAUCCUACAGGAAUGAGAUCAUUCCUUACCGGAAGUUAACAUGGCGAUCGGGCCAAGCUGACAGAGACAUGUGUGCCGUAAAGGGGAAACACAGAGACGAGUGCCACAACUUCAUUAAAGUGCUGGUUCCCAGAAAUGACGACCUGGUGUUUAUCUGUGGAACCAAUGGUUUCAACCCCAUGUGCAGAUACUACAGGCUGGAUAACCUCGAGUUUGAUGGGGAAGAGAUCAAUGGUCUGGCACGGUGCCCGUUUGACUCCAGGCAAACCAAUGUUGCCCUUUUCGCUGAGGGGAAACUGUACUCCGCUACCGUUGCUGACUUCCAGGCCAGUGACUCCGUCAUUUAUCGUAGUAUGGGCGACGGGUCAGCCUUGAGAACCAUCAAAUAUGACUCCAAAUGGUUGAAAGAGCCUCACUUCCUGCACGCCGCUGAGUACGGGAAUUACGUGUACUUUUUUUACCGGGAGAUCGCGGUGGAGCACAGCAAUCUGGGAAAGGUUGUGUAUUCUCGCGUGGCCCGAAUCUGUAAAAAUGACGUCGGGGGGUCGCAGCGGGUGCUGGAGAAGCACUGGACAUCUUUUGUGAAAGCCAGGCUGAAUUGCUCGGUGCCGGGCGAGUCCUUCUUCUACUUCGACGUGCUCCAGUCCAUCACUGACAUCAUCGACAUCAACGGGGUUCCCUCGGUGGUGGGGGUGUUCACCACCCAGAUGAACAGUAUCCCGGGGUCAGCGGUGUGCGCCUUCUCCAUGGCCGACAUAGAGAAAGUGUUCUGGGGCCGGUUCAAAGAGCAAAAGACCCCCGACUCCGUCUGGACUCCGUUUCCAGAGGAGAAGCUGCCCAAGCCCCGACCCGGGAGCUGUGCAGGCCACAGUCCAGCUGCAUCCUUUAAGAGCUCCAUCGAGUUUCCGGACGACACCCUGCAGUUCAUCAAGUCCCACCCCCUCAUGGACACAGCUGUGCCUUCUAUCGGGGAUGAGCCUUGGUUCACAAAGACGCGUGUCCGAUACAGACUGACAGCCCUGGCUGUGGACAAUGAGGCGGGACCGUACAAGAACUACACGGUGGUGUUCAUCGGGGCUGAGUCAGGGGUCGUCCUCAAGGUUUUAGCCAAGACCUCGUCCGUAUCUCUGAACGACAGCCUGCUCCUGGAAGAGAUAGAUGUUUUUAACAGAGCCAAGUGCCUGUCUAACCGUGAGGACGACAAGCGUGUCCUCUCCCUGCACGUGGACAAAGACGCACACAGCCUCUACGUCGCCUUUUCCAGCUGUGUCAUCCGUCUUCCCCUCAGCCGCUGCGAAAGACACUCCUCCUGCCACAAGUCCUGCAUAGCAUCGAGGGAUCCUUACUGUGGAUGGAAGCCUAGUGGAGCUUGUGAGAGGAUACAGUCUGGUGUUCUGACUGGAUAUGAGCAAGACACGGAAUUUGGAAACACGGCCCACCUAGGAGACUGUCAAGCAUUUUUGGGCACUACUUCAGCGCCAGAUUACAAAUCAUUUGGCGACCCUACCUCUGACAUGGAGUUUUCAUCAGCGCCAGUCACUGUCCAGCCCAGUGGGCCCAUACACCCCCCAGUAUUCAUACCCACUCAGGCCCCCAGCUCUGAGUCUGGUCCAGAGCUCUACGGCUCAGGCUUUGUGCUGCAGGAUGACCCAACCACCUCCCAUUCUUUAGAAUCUAUCCCGGGGGGGCAAGAGGGUGUGUGGGAUAACCAUACAGGGGAUACCAACCAGAUGGUCCACAUGAACAUCCUCAUCACUUGCGUCUUCGCUGCUUUUCUCAUGGGUGCUCUUCUGGCUGGUCUGAUCGUGUUCUGCUAUCGAGACUCUUUCCUCCGCAAGCCAAGACACGCCCACAAAGACCCAGAGUCUGCGCCAUCCUGCUCUGACUCCACAGAGCUCGACAAGCUCCAUGGCCUGUUUGACAGCCCCGUAAAGGAGUACCAAACCAAUGUUGAUUUUUCCAAACUCUAUACCAAUCUGCUGAGCAAUGGCAAAGAUUUGAAUACACCCAAUGGCGACACCAAAACUAUGAUUCUGCGGGAUGGCUGUCAGCCCCCGGAGCUUGUUGCUCUACCCACACCUGAGUCUACCCCGGUGCUUCAGCAAAAAGGCCUACAGCCCAUCAAGAACCAGUGGGAGAGGGCUCACGGGAAGGUCAGUGGACCCCGAAAGGAGUCAAACUCUUCAGCCAUGAGUCCACAGUUCCUGCCCUCUUCUCCCGCUUCAACCAACGCAAACCCCCACCACCCGCACCUUCCUCUUGGACACUCCCACAUCCCCAGUGCAGUUGUCUUGCCCAAUGCCACCCACGACCACCCCAACCUAGACGACGGAGAUGAGACUCUGCCUAAUUCGUCUGAAAAGAGGCAAAAGAAUCCAGAUUCUAAGGGAAGUAAAAAAGAUCAGAAACGAUCCGUGGAUGCACGGAAUACUCUAAAUGACCUUUUAAAACACCUCAAUGACUCUGUGGCUAACCCAAAGGCCAUUCUUCAAGAGGGAUCAGGGCCUCGCCCAAGGCCUCAACUCACACUGGAGCCCAUGGAGGAGCUGACUGAAUUACCCCCCAAGGUGCCCAGUCGCGAGGCCUCCUUGUACUCUCCUUCCUCCUCCCUGCCAAGGCACAGCCCCACUAAGAGGGUCGAUGUGCCCAUGCCCUCCACCCCUACAACACCAACGGGAAGCCUGAGCAUGGGGGGUACCCUUGAGAGGCAAAGAGGAGGGUACCAGUUGCACCGGAGCGCCUCUCACAGGCACUCCUUAUCCACCUCCCCGAAUGGGGUGACCAUGGGGGUGUCUGUGUCUCGCCAACACAGUAUGAACAGAGGGGGUUACAUGCCUCCGACACCCCCCUCCAGACUUGAUUCCCACGGUGCGGUUUUGGCAUCAGGGAUGCACUCACCACACCCGUCAUCUAUGUCACGGCAGAGCAGCUACAGUGGGCAUGGCUCACUCCCUCGCACGGGGCUUAAACGGACCCCAUCCCUAAAGCCAGACGUGCCCCCUAAACCCAACGGGUUUUCUCCACAGACUUCACAAAUGCGAGUGGUCAACAAGUACAGUUACUAAAACUCGGUGGACACUACCAGUGCGCAAGCUCUCGGCCUGUGGAGCACGGCAUCCUGAGGGGUUCAGGUUGUACGGCCCUAGUGUGUGUGUAAGUGCAUCGACUUGAAGUGUGUUUCCCCCUUUAAAUGAUAUGCACAGUCACUCAUAUGGAAAAAGGGAAAACUACACGUGGCCAAAGAUACUCAUCGGGGUUCCCUUUGACCCUAUGUCCCGGUAGCCACAGGAUCUGAACGGCGGACGGUGGUGGAUCUACUGCUCCACAUGGGAUCUGGGUUUGGGGUGUCACCCGUUCCCCUGUUAGUGACGAGGUUCACAGCGACACCAGCGGGGGGGCCACGAGGGCAUAUGUGCAUGUGGUUCCAGCUCAAAAACAGUGGAAUACUUGAAGAAUGGGUCUCAGUCGUUUGCUACCCUUGAACACUGUCUUCCCACUAAUGUGAACUGGACAGAGAGGCGAGGUAGGCCCAGCCUUUGUUUCGAAGAUGGGAGGAGGAUUAAUAAUAAUCAUGGUGUGUGAGUUGCUUUAGAUACAUAUGACCACAAGCUGCUGAUUCAAGCAGCAAAAGAGCGUGCAAAUGAAUGUUUGAAUGUGUUUUGGGUUGACUGGAAAGCAGAUUUAUGUAAAAGCAGUACACAUAAUAGGCCUUUGAGAGUGGUGCCACAGAAAGCACCUUAAGACCUGUAGAAGACCUAAGUCACUGUCUUUCAUUUCAACAAUAUUAUCUUUUCUUUGGUCUUUUUUUUCAAACCGAGCAUCUGAACCAAGCCUGAACCAUAUAUCUUUGUCACUUUGUAAAGGUACAAAAGGUUGGGCUGCAGGGAAGGUGGUGAUCAUGUCGGGAGCAUUCUGAUGUCACUGGGAAGGUUGACUGAACAUUUGCUGCUAUUGGUUGUAGACAUAGAUAUUGUCUGGUGCAUUCUUUUACCUACAAUAUUUGGAUAGCCUCUGGCAUGGGUGUGCACAUCCAUUUGCGUGUGAUUAUGUGUGGUACAUUGCAGGAAGAGGCCAAGAAGAACAGAUUUAAGUAACCAAGCGCACUCUUUAAACAAUUCAUUGGAUAGUGUUUCUCUGCAAAACUGAAACUUCCCCUGACUCCCAUUAUAAGAUUAAGAACUAUACUGGUGGUAAACUUUCUUUAAAAAAUAAUUAAAAUGGUAUAAUUGAAAAAACAUUAUUCAUCUCAUACUAUAAAUUACUUUUGAACAUUCAAAGUUUCUAUUUUAUAUUAUUUAAAAAUAUGUCAUGUGAAAUCAAGGCAACACGAUUUAGCUCAGUCGUCAUUCCAGGAUCCUUCUAUUCUCUCGAAUUCGAAUCCCCAAAAUAGAAGAACAUACUAAUCCGAUUAACGAUAUACUGUACUGAUCCUAGACAAAACAAGCAUACAGCAUCUUUGUCAUAUAUUCUCCUGCCUCUGCAGCCUGUGUUCCCUGUGCAGCCCCCCCCUGCAAGUGGCCAGUGUACAAUCAACACAACAUUUGCCGAUGUGUCAAAAUGAGUCAUGCUGGGAAUGACGAGGUCCUGUAUAUACUUAAAUAAUAUAAAUAAGGGAUAUGAAUAUUUUUAGGCAAGUGAACCUGAAUCUGUGCAUUGUGUGCCUUAUUCAAAAAAUGAACAAGUACAUUAUUUAAUAUCGGUAAUGUCGAUUGGUCCUCUGUGUGUCACUGUCAUAUGUUCGAUAAACAUUUCCUAUACAUUCGAUUCGAAAUUAAGCAGGGGUGUGUGUUGGAAAAUCACUACGCCAUUCCACUUAGGAGUGCCCAUCAUGCACAAAGACAUUUAAAGUAAACGCUAAUCGGGAGACAGAUAAUUAGAACAUUCUCUUUUGCUGCCUGUGUGUCAAAAGAAUUGUGUUAUUCCGCAACACAGUGGUGCCAUGCAGUGAAUGUAUUUCCAUGAUGGUGGGAUGUAGGGUGGUCAGACCUUGCACUGUGGAGCGGUCGGCUCAACACAGCACAUCCUGCCCACAGCCAAUGUAUUAACACAGUGUUCACAUGAAAGCCGUCUCUUGGCAUGGCAGGAGCUGGUGCAGAAUUUGUAAUACCCCAGGAUUGCAGUGACAGGAACUGCUUUUUUCUUUUUUCUUUUUUUUUUUGGGCAAAAGGGACAACCGAGGGAUCAUUUCUCGUAGCAGCGCGUACAUGAUUUGGGUGACUUUUGCAAUCUUGUCAGUUGCCUGUGAAGCCCAAAGCCACAUUUUGUUUACAAGUGAUGAUUGUAUGUAAAGACUUUUUCUGCCUGUCAUCUGACCAGUUGUUUGGGCUCUAUUUUCUACUCCGCAAAUGCACAUUGACAUCACAAACAUACUCAUCACACACUGCUCAACUGCCUUGUACAUUGCAAUAUGACCUGGGUCUUUCUGUUGCAAUCUAAGCUGAAGCCUUUAUAUUUCAGUCCGAGCUUGGUGUACGUGCAAAUAAACCGAUUGUUUUUUUUUUUUUUGUCAUGUAACCUUGAUUUAAACACAGCUGUAUAUUUGAUCUUCAGAGUAUUUGGACGUGUAGAUAUGUUAUAAAGUUGUACUGUGAAUGUGUAAAUAAUUUUUUUCAUGUUUUGUUGAUUUUUUUU
Molecule: messenger RNA, 6230 nt
Organism: Menidia menidia (Atlantic silverside)
Lineage: Eukaryota; Metazoa; Chordata; Actinopteri; Atheriniformes; Atherinopsidae
Source: the annotation of a GenBank genome assembly